Molecule: messenger RNA, 3870 nt
Organism: Zootoca vivipara (common lizard)
Lineage: Eukaryota; Metazoa; Chordata; Lepidosauria; Squamata; Lacertidae
Gene: LSS
Product: lanosterol synthase
Biological process (GO): triterpenoid biosynthetic process; cholesterol biosynthetic process
Cellular component (GO): lipid droplet
Molecular function (GO): lanosterol synthase activity
Source: RefSeq, a predicted model, not a curated record
GGCUCCAGGUCCCCGGCGAAAGAUGCGGCGCCGGAGUGUGAGCUCGGGCGGCGUAGCUGCAAGAUGGAUGGAGCAUGUUUGCGGAGAAGAAGAGGCGGUCCCUACAAGACAGAGCCGGCCACGGACUUGACCCGCUGGCGCUUGAGCAACGAAGAAGGGCGGCAGCAGUGGCGAUUCCUGGCAGAUGGCGAGGAUGGUGGUCGGGAGCAAUCGGCACUGGAAGCUCACUCGCUGGGGCUCAGCACGAGCAAAUUUUUCCCGGACUUGCCAAAGGCCUGCACAGCACAGGAAGCAGCAGUGAAUGGGAUGAAGUUUUACUCAGGCCUGCAAGCAGAAGAUGGCCACUGGGCUGGGGACUACGGAGGGCCUCUCUUUCUGAUGCCAGGGCUCUUAAUCACAUGCUACAUUGCCAAGAUCCCACUGCCAGAAGAGAGCAAGAAGGAAAUGGUCAGGUACCUGCGUUCAGUUCAGCUCCCAGAUGGAGGAUGGGGCCUGCAUGUUGAGGACGUAUCCAAGGUAUUUUGUACUGCUCUCAACUACACAGCCAUGCGAAUCCUUGGAGUCAGUCCUGAUGACCCAGAUCUGGUGCGGGCUCGGAACAACCUCCAUAGUAAAGGUGGUGCUACAGGAAUCGCUUCCUGGGGUAAAUUUUGGCUGGCUGUUUUGAAUGUCUACAGCUGGGAAGGACUGAAUACACUUUUUCCUGAGAUGUGGCUGUUUCCUCGCUGGAUGCCAGGCCAUCCUUCCACUCUUUGGUGUCACUGCCGUCAAGUUUACCUGCCCAUGGCCUACUGCUAUGCUACGCGACUCACCGCGGAAGAAGAUGAGCUGGUUCUGAGCCUCCGGGAGGAGCUCUACACCCAGGACUAUUCCCUCAUUGACUGGCCGGCGCAGAGGAACAACGUCGCUGCGGGUGAUGUGUACAUGCCACACAGCCAGCUGCUCUCCAUCGUCUACGCAAUUAUCAACACUUACGAGAGAUUCCACAGCACAGCUCUGAGACGACGAGCAAUUGAGCAGCUGUAUGACCACAUUAAAGCUGAUGACCGAUUCACCAAAUCCAUCAGCAUUGGCCCCAUAUCUAAAACAAUUAACAUGCUUGUGUGCUGGUAUGUGGAGGGAGACAAGUCUCCUGCGUUCCAAGAACAUGUUUCCAGAAUCCCCGACUACCUCUGGCUGGGACUGGAUGGCUUGAAGAUGCAGGGCACUAAUGGGUCACAGCUUUGGGACACGGCAUUUGCUAUCCAAGCUUUCCUGGAGGCAGGUGCCCAGAAAAGGCCUGAAUUUAACUCCUGCCUGCUACGUGCGCAUGAGUUUUUAAGAAUCAGCCAGAUUCCAGAUAAUCCACCUGAUUAUGAGAAGUACUACCGUCAGAUGAACAAGGGUGGAUUUCCUUUCAGCACGCGGGACUGUGGCUGGAUUGUGGCUGACUGCACUGCGGAGGGGCUGAAGUCAGUGAUCCUUCUGCAGGACAAUUGCUCUUUUAUAAAGGAGCAAAUCCCACCGAACCGUCUCUUUGAUGCUGUGAAUGUGUUGCUGAACAUGCAAAAUGUGGACGGUGGCUUUUCCACCUAUGAAACGAAGCGUGGCGGAUGGCUGCUGGAGCUCCUGAACCCUUCCGAGGUGUUUGGGGAUAUCAUGGUGGACUACACUUACGUAGAAUGCACCUCGGCCGUCAUGCAGGGGCUGAAGCGCUUCCAGGAGCGCUUCCCUGAACACAGGGUGCUGGAGAUCAGAGAGACGCUGCAAAGGGGCCUCCGUUACUGUCAGAAACUUCAGAGAGCUGAUGGUUCCUGGGAAGGGUGCUGGGGUGUGUGCAUCACCUACGGCACGUGGUUUGGCCUGGAAGCCUUUGCUUGUAUGCAGCACACCUACCAGGAUGGAGUGGCCUGUGGGGAGGUGACCCGCGCUUGUGAGUUCUUGGUCUCCAAGCAGAUGGAGGACGGUGGAUGGGGAGAAGACUUUGAAUCUUGUGAGCAGCGCCGAUACGUCCAGAGCGCCACAUCCCAAAUACACAACACUUGCUGGGCUCUUCUGGGGCUCAUGGCUGUUAGGUAUCCAAAUGUCAGAGUCCUGGAAAGAGGGAUCAAAGUUUUGAUUGACAAACAGCUGCCUAACGGAGACUGGCCUCAGGUGAAGUGUGCCUCGAGUGCAAUCCAUGAGAACAUUUCCGGAGUAUUCAACAAGACCUGUGCGAUCAGCUAUACCUCCUACCGAAAUGUCUUCCCCAUCUGGACCCUGGGGCGCUUUUCUCGCCUGUAUCCUGCCCACCCACUGGCUGGCAAGCUCUUGACGGAGGCAUUAAGAAAUGGAGAGAGGGGCCUGGCUGGCAGGAUGGCAAACGGACAUGGAGGAGUGCCCCUCCCCUCUUCCUGAGUUUGGGUCUGGUACCAACAUUGCAGGCGCCGACUGCCAAUCUCUCUGGUUAUUUUUCUAAACUUUUGGGAAGCUGGCGAGGAGGGAGAAUUGAAGGGGAAACACGGAAGGCUUCUCUGGAUGGUUUGCCGCCCUCUUGCUUCUCGUACUUCUACAUGCCAGGCAGGAAACAGUUGGCCCAGGAGAAAUGAUGAGCGGCAGACUCUCUGUGCUGCGAUUGACUCCCAUUUGCUGCUCAGAACAGACACUUUAGAUGCAAAAACCCAUGAUUCUGUACCCUUUACUGGGCAUUAACAUUUAUUUAACUUUCUGUACAUGCAUACCAAACAUCACAGUGGCUGCGUGUAUUCCUGCUGUUUCACUGUUAUACUUGCGGUAUUUGCAGUGGAAGCAGAAGAGUGUAACUUUUAGAGUAAUGGAUGUACAGUAAAUUAACAAAUAACUUCAUCAGUGCUGAUGUCUUAUUUUUCUCUUUACCUUAAAGAUAAGCUUAAAUUGCUCUUUAGGGUAUGGGUGGGGAACCCUAGUGCCUCAUCCCCCCUCAUGGCUAACCUGCUGGGGUGCGUAGGGGGCACAACAACUGAACAGUGUGCGCUAGUUGCAUAGACUCCAUGCACCUAUCCCAGGGAACAGACAUUCUGGGACCUGGGUCCACCCAACUGCCACUGACAGCCAGCCCGCCCACCUCCAAGGCUACAGCUGACCACAUUGCCUAAGUAAUACGUGGUCCUUGAUGUCUCCCAUUGCCCAGCAUUUUGGAGCUUACAUAGCCUGGAGUGCAAGUCUCUUCUCAUCAUUUGAUCUACUUACCCCAAGCUGAACAUAAUUCUCUUACCAGAGAAGAUUCAAGACAUGUUUUGUGGAGAUGGACACAGUGACACACACGCAAGCCUUGGCUUGUGCACAUCUGGCCCUGUCCUUGUUGUGUUGCACAAGGCCUUAACUGGAAGGCAAGUAAAGCCCUCCACACAAUCUGAAGGCUCCACUGAAAUUUGGUACUUUUCUCCUGAAAGUCAGGCACACCUCAUGCGGGAGGGCGUUCUGCAAACAGGGAACCACCACUGAGAAGACCCUGUCAUGGUAAACACUGAGCAGCCAGAAGUGGCAUCUCCAACAGGACCCGAGUCACUCCUUUAGGCAUUGGGAUCCCAAGCCCUGUAGGGCUUUGCAUGCUGGUACUCACACCUUGAUUUGGACUUGGUAGCUCACUGACAGGCAGUGCAGAGCUUUCUGGACUCAUGAACCCUUGGUUCUACCAUUUACCAAUCUAGCAGCUGCAUUCUGUGUGAGCUGCAGCCUCCAGACUGUUCAAGGGUAGCCCCAUGUGGAGUGCACUGUAGUAAUCUAUACGGGAGGUCAGUAGACAUAGCUGCCAAGUAUCCUGUAUCCGCCGGGAAAACCCCUUUUUUCUUACCGUUUCCCGGCGGUCUCCCGUUUGGUGGAAAAUCCCGGUAUUUUCCCUUUAAUUGGCUUCUGCCCGGCGGCCAUUUUUCU